Messenger RNA from Numida meleagris (helmeted guineafowl), 1946 nucleotides. It is a transcript of the gene HGD, whose product is annotated as homogentisate 1,2-dioxygenase. Gene Ontology annotation, biological process: L-phenylalanine catabolic process. Gene Ontology annotation, cellular component: cytoplasm. The transcript has 14 exons. The record is from RefSeq and is a predicted model, not a curated record. Lineage: Eukaryota; Metazoa; Chordata; Aves; Galliformes; Numididae. Gene Ontology annotation, molecular function: homogentisate 1,2-dioxygenase activity. Bases 1 to 1320 code for a protein of 439 amino acids.
AUGACGAGCUUGAAGUACAUGUCAGGAUUUGGAAAUGAACAUGUUUCUGAGGACCCGCGCUGUCCAGGAGCUCUACCAGAGGGACAGAACAACCCGCAGGUCUGCCCCUAUGGCCUCUACGCGGAGCAGCUCUCGGGCUCAACCUUCACCUGCCCCCGGGCCACCAACAGGAGGAGCUGGCUCUAUCGGAUCCUGCCCUCGGUCUGCCACAAGCCCUUCCAGCCUCUGCAUGAGGGCCACCUGACACACCGCUGGGAUGAGGUGGAGCCUGACCCCAACCAGCUGAGAUGGAAGCCCUUUGAGAUCCCGAAAGCCUCCCAGAACAAGAUGGACUUUGUGAGCGGACUGCACACAUUGUGCGGCGCCGGAGAGCCCCGAGGACGCCACGGCAUCGCCAUCCACAUCUUUGUCUGCAACACCUCCAUGCUUGACAGAUGCCUUUAUAACUCAGAUGGUGACUUCCUGAUCGUGCCCCAGCAAGGAAAGCUGCUCAUCACGACUGAGUUUGGGAAGAUGCUAGUGGAGCCCAAUGAAAUCUGUGUUAUACAGCAAGGAAUGCGUUUUAGUGUGGAGGUGUUUGGAGAGACCAGAGGCUACAUCCUGGAGGUGUACGGGGCACACUUUGAGCUACCUGACCUGGGACCCAUUGGAGCCAAUGGCCUGGCGAACCCACGCGACUUCUUGGUGCCAGUAGCAUGGUAUGAGGACCGAAAAAUUCCAGGGGGCUACACAGUGAUCAGCAAGUACCAAGGCAAGCUGUUUGCAGCCCAGCAGGAUUUCUCCCCCUUCAACGUUGUAGCCUGGCAUGGGAACUACACACCAUACAAAUACCAUCUGGAAAACUUUAUGGUCAUUAAUUCUGUUGCUUUUGACCAUGCGGAUCCAUCUAUUUUCACUGUCCUGACAGCCAAGUCGACCCGUCCUGGAGUGGCAAUCGCUGACUUUGUCAUAUUCCCCCCACGAUGGGGGGUAGCCAACAACACCUUCCGGCCGCCUUACUAUCACAGGAACUGCAUGAGUGAGUUCAUGGGUCUCAUCAAAGGCCAUUAUGAAGCAAAGGAGGAGGGCUUCCAGCCUGGAGGGGCCAGCUUGCACAGCAUGAUGACUCCACAUGGGCCGGAUGCUGACUGUUUUGAGAAGGCAAGCAAAGCCAAGUUGGAGCCUGAGAGAGUUGCAGAAGGGACUAUGGCCUUCAUGUUUGAAUCUUCCCUCAGUAUGGCUGUUACUGAGUGGGGCCUCAAGACAUCCAACCGCCUAGAUAAAAACUACUACAAGUGCUGGGAACCUCUGAAAAGCCACUUCAACCCUAACUGCAAGUAAAGAGAUGGAUUUGUUUCUUGCAAUGUGUGAACAAAGACAGGGAAAUCCAGCACACCUAUACGUGGCAGCACAGUCAACUCAGACAACAAGAGUGCAGAAUGGAAUUUCCAGCAGCCACCAAGUCAACAAAAUGACCAUGCUUAUGUAAUUCAGGAAAUGAAAAUAAAACCGUUAUUUUUAGCUUUCAAGUACCCAAUUAAAGCUACCCUGGUGCCACUCUGGAGCUGAAAUACUUGGUGUCUCUCAUCAUGUGCAGUUGGUAUGAAUGCUGCACCCGCUGUGGAUGCAAGGUGACAGCCACCAUUCCAGGAGCUCCUGACUAUACGCUGUGACGUGCCUUUCACAGGGAGAAGCUGGAGAUCAGUGAGGCAUUUCAUGCCACCUGCAAGGGAAGGCUUUUCCAAACAGAGCUGAAGGCUCUACCAGAUGUAAGCCUCCUACUAGAGCAGGGCAUCUCAGCCUGCUGGGCUGCGGAUGGUUGCCAAGAAGAGCCCUAAUGGUCAGAAAAGCAUUCUGCAGAUUAGAAAAGGUCAGAGAAUCCAAAGAGCUCCACUGCUAAUUGAGGGGAAGUUUCCUUUUCUAUCUUAUUUUAGCUAUCCAUCAAUUGUUUGUCAACAAUUGUUGAU